UCAAAGGUCAUGGGAGUGCUGUGCAGGCCGCCCUGGUGAGCAUUCAUGGGUGAUGGGCAGGGGACUGGGUGGAUGAGUAGCUUCAAGCUCGUUUUCCCUCUUUUUGAAAUGCUUGUCCCCUUGCAGGCUUUGCUGCAGAUGGUGUGUGACGAGAGCCACCACAUACUGGCCUUGUCCGAGUGCCGCGGGCUGCCCAGCGCCCUGAGCAAGGGCGAGCCGAGUGCCCCCCUUGAGCACUUCCCGAGGGAGGGCCCCGGCCUUUUGGAGGCGGUGCCGGCCCUGCGGAGACAUCUGAACCUAGCACCCCAAAAGGGAGAGAAGGACCCUCCCGGCAUGUGUCUUGACUGGAGAGGAGAAUUUCUCCAGGUUGUGCAGGAGGCAUUUGGAAAAGAGCGGGAGAUGCUGAGGGCCGAGCUGCAGCCCCAGCCCUGCGGCUCUGAGCCCGGGGACCACAGCUCCCUGCUGGAGCGGCUAGAGAAGGUGGUCCAGCAGCAGGAGGAGUCCUUGGAGCACCUUCGCCUGUCAGACAGGAGCAGCCUGCUGUCCGAGAUCCAGGCUCUGCGCGCCCAGCUGCGCAUGACCCACCUGCAGAGCCAGGAGAAGCUGCAGGAGCUGUGCGCGGCGCUGACCAGCGCGGAGGCCCGUGGGAGCCAGCAGGAGCACCAGCUGCGCAGGCAGGUGGAGUUACUGGCAUAUAAGGUCGAGCGGGAGAAAUGGAUGGCAAGCGAAGUUCAGAAAACCCUGCACGAAGAGCAGGAGAAAGCCAGCAGCGUUCGGAAGCUCCUGCUGGUGGAGCAGACCGUCGUCAGAGACUUGAGGUCCGAGCUCCACGAGCGUGAGCAGGACAACGAGAGGCUGCUGGCCUCCCUCAGUGAGGCGCAGAAGGAGGUCCUCCAGCUGAGGUCCGUGCUGGACAGUAAGGAGAGCGACCUGAAGGCGGCCCUGCAGGAGCUGGAGUGCGAGCGCGGGAAGGAGCGCGCCCUGCAGAGCCGGCUGCAGGAGGAGCAUCUGCAGCACCUGCAAAAGGAGGGCCAGAGCUCCAAGACCCUGGAGGAGUUGAGAGUAUCCUUGGAGAAGCAGUGUGCUCAGAGUAAUCGACUGUGUGUUGCGCUGAAACAUGAGCAGACGGCGAAGGACAACCUCCAGAAGGAGCUGCAGAUCGAGGCCUCGCGCUGUGAGGCGCUCCUGGCGCAGGAGCGGGGCCAGCUGUCCGAGCUGCGGCGGAGCCUAGAGGCCGAGAAGGGCCGGUCGCUGGAGCUGGCCGCGGCUCUACGGCAUGAGCGGCUGCUGACGGAGCAGCUGAGCCGCGGUGCACGGGACCCGCCGGCACACCACGCUGUGCUGAGGAGGCUGAAGGACGAGAAGUCCCGCGCGGCGGAGCUGCAAGCCAGGCUGGAGCAGGUGGACGUGCAGAAGCGCUGUGCGGAGCUUGAGAGGGAGAAGGAGGUAAGGGCCGCACAGACCCCCGCCGUGGAGCCCCCCCAGGCAUGGGAGCCGCGGCAUGGUCUGCGGAGAGAGGGGGAGAGUUCCACGAGGCUGGCCGCACAGGAAGGACGCGAGGACUCGAGGAGGAGAGCAGAGACGGGGCCAGGCCGGGCUGACGUGGAGAUGCGGCCGACGGGAGACAAGGAGAAGCUGGUGAGAGCGCGCCGGCCGCGUCACCACCCAGCAGCCCGCCGUGGGGCUGAGAGCACCCCGGGGCCGUGAUCCCGUUCCACUCCUUCGUCCCACUGGUCUGUGUCUGUCCUCCGCCGCCCUCCGCUCGCCACGGCUUCGUGGCAGGUUUCCGCGUCUCCGACCUCGGUCUUUCUCAGGGUUGUCUUGGAUAUUCGGGGUCCUUGGGAUUCUGGGGGAUUGCGUUGACUCCGCAGAUGGCUUUGGGGGGUUGUCACCUUGACGGUGUUACCUCUGCGGAUCAUGAAAUCGGAAAUCUCUGCACAUAUUUAGGUCUUCGAUUUCUUUCAACAGCGUUUUGCUGCUUUCAGGUGGUAAGUGUGGCGCUGUUAAAUUAUCCCCAGGUAUUUUAUGAUGUUCUGAUGCUGUUGUAAAUGGAAUUGGUUUCUUAAUUUCAUUUUCAGAUCGUCCCCGGCUGGCAUACAGCAAUACGGUUGGUUCUCCUAUUGAGCUUGCAUCUUACAACCUUAGACUUGUUUGUUAUUCUCAGUUUUUUAACGUAUUUGUGGUUUUCCGUGUAUGAGGUCAUGUCACCGGCACGUAGACGUAGGCUUUCUUCUUCCGUCCCUCUCCGGGUGACUUUUACACGCCGUCCUGCCCGUCUCGGGAGUCCCUCUCUUCUGGUUCACUCAGCCUUUGUAUGCUGUAUUUUCGGUCAUGAGACAGUUUGGAUUUGCACUUGUAGUGUCUUGGAAUCAAUGUUUUUGCCCUUUAUUCUGUUGAUGCCGAGUUUUCCCAUUGAUCAGGUUCCAUCUGUGGAUCUACCCUUGCGUUCUUGGCUGAAUCCCACUUGACUUUGGUGAUGAUGUUUUUUAUACACUCCUGGAUUCGGUUUGCUAGGGUUUUGCGUAAGGGUUUUGCAUCUGUAUUCGUAAGGGAUAUGUUGGUCUGUGUUUUUCAAGUUGUGGUGUCUUUGAUUUUGAUAUUUGGAUGAUUUUUGCCUCACAGGUUGGGAAGUGUUCCUCUUCUAUUUUUUUUGGAUAAAAUGUUGCUUUCAGAUACAUUUUAUGUCAAUCAGAAGACUUUGUUUCUGGGAAAAUUAAAUUCUGUGUCUUCAUAUGGAUUGACAUUUGUG
Molecule: messenger RNA, 2749 nt
Organism: Leptonychotes weddellii (Weddell seal)
Lineage: Eukaryota; Metazoa; Chordata; Mammalia; Carnivora; Phocidae
Source: RefSeq, a predicted model, not a curated record